CUUCUCGGACGACGACGUCUCUUCUAACCGCAUGGCCACUACCGCAUACUGUACGAUCCUCUCGUAAUUUUCACCGCAAUGCUUUGAACGGCACACCGAUAGUUUUUCUCCGCAUUGAUUCUCGACACCAUGAUUUAAUAAUACUACUACAAGUUUCAACACUAUUUAUCUUUAAUCAUACUUGCAUACUUUGAGUAAAAUUAAGUAUUUUUUUUUGUAAUAAAGUUGUAUUACAAUUUGUUUACUUUUGUAAAACCGUGGCUAUACUAGGUAGGUAAUCAUGGCAAGCAAUUCGAACGCUAUGGAUGAACUUAAACAAUCUUUACGAAGUAUUAUAAUAAGUUCGCGAAGUAGACUAAGUAUUGAAGAACUUCGAAAGGACUAUUAUACCAUUGAAGGACGUCAAUUACCCUACAAGAGAUUUGGUUUCAAUUCGGUAAUUGAACUUAUUCAAAACAUGAGUGAUACCUUCUCUGUAAGUUUUUCUCGAGGUUUUUUUUUAUUAACUAUGUUCUUAGGUGAUUUGGAUAUUUUUUGAAAUUUAUUUCCUAUAAUUUAAUUCAAAAUUAUUAACGAUGUACUUAUACAUGGUUUAUUACAUUUUUAGAUACCCUCAAAUCCAAAGGAAUAUUCUUUAGUAUCUUUGGUUGGUGAAACUAAAUCUGAUCAUUUAAUACAACUUAUUGCUAAUCAAAAACCAAAUACUAAACGUGGGAAACCAAGAAGAUCGGAAAAUAGAAAUAGUUGCCAUAAUAACUCAUCACAUAACACAAAUUACUACAACAGAAGUAAAAGUACCAGUAGACCUUCAAUUAAUCACACCAGCCAACCAUUAACAAGGAGUAAAAGUUUUUAUUCUGAAGAUACAAAUAAGUCAUUCUCUUAUUCAGAUCAAAAUGACAUACAAAAGCCAAAGAGUAGCUUUGUUAGUCAUGUUUCAGGUAUGAAAAAUAUAUUUGCUAAUUUUCAUUUUCAUAUUUUAAAUACUUAUGUAUACAUAAUAUAUAUUUACUAUUAAUGUGUAAAAUCUGGAUUAACCAGUUCAAGAAUUUUUCUAUAUACGAACUAAAACGUUGGAAAUUCAGAUUAUUUUUUUUGAAACUAAUUUUGGAUUCAUUUAUGCAUUUUUUGUUUUAUAAAAUAAUCAUGUUUUAACGUUCUAUAAUUAUAGAAAACGCUAAAAUAUUAAAUUUUUAGAUAUUUAAUAACCAAAACCAGAUUUAUAAAAUCUAAAUUUUGGAUUUUGAAAUCUGAAUUGUAAUUUUUAGAAAAUAUGUGUUUUAAUUACGUCAUUAAUAAUUAAAUAUUUAUUGGUAUUUUUCAAUUAUUUCCACUACCUAGUGUAAUUGAUUAGUUUGAUUUGCUGUUAUCUACCUUUGGUUUUGCUAACAAAUCUAGGUUUAUUCUUAAUUAAAAUUCAAUAUUUUUCAACAAAAAUUUUUGGCUGAUUGAUUAUUUGUUGAUGUUCAAUUUAUGGCUCACUGAAAGUACGAGAACUAUACUUUUAUUAAAAAACUAACCUUAAUUUUAGUAUUUCAAUAGGUUAUGUUGAAAUAACUGGUAAAUUUUAGGCAGUCUAGAUAACCGAAAUAAACCAAUAUAUGGUGGUGAUGCUUAUAAAACUCACUUAAGGACCAGCACAAAGUAAAUUGUAUAACUAAAUGAACUGAAGUCUUAAGAAGAAUUUGAGUCUUAUAAGUGACUGAAUCUUAUAUCUAUGAGUCUUAUAAAUGACGUUCACUGUGUAUAUAUAUAUAUAUAAGAGGGUGUUCAGAAUUUUUUUUAAUCAUAUUUUCUUCUCAUGAUAUUGUAUUCAUUAGAGCUUAAUAGUUUUACCCAAUUUUUCUCAGACUUAUUAUGGUAUCAAGUAUUAUUUUACCGGAAAAAGUUGAGUUUUUUUUUGUUUUUAUUUUUAUGUGUGUAAAUUAUAGUUUUUAAUAAGAAAUCGUUAAAUCAAAAAUUAUCAAAAAAAUCAUACAUUUUACUUCUCAUUUAGACCUAUAAAAGUAAAUUUUUGAAUAAUUUUGAUGAAUGAACCCUUUUAACUACCCUUAAAUAUAUUUUAGGGAUUGAAAAUAUUUUAAACUUAUUUUCCAUUUAGUUAUCAAGAGAAUGGUUAUAUUUGUUUAGGCAGUUAGACUUGAUAUGACUUUAAAUAAAAUUAUUUUCACAGUUGUUUAGUUCAAUGGAAUUACUCCUUUUACAAUAAACUAUGAUACACUAUGUCGAUUUUAAAUAACAUAGGCAAGCAUAGAUAGUAAAUAUACAUAGAUGAAUUAAUACAAAAUGAAAAUAAAUAAUUAAAUAAUAAAUACAAUAAUAAUUAUAAAUAUGAAAUAAAUAAUAACUGUAAUAACUAUAAAAUAAUAACCAACACUUAUUAUGUAAUAAAUAUGAAAAGAAAUAAAGGUGCAAUAUUGAAAAAUUCAGAAUUUUUUUUUGUUUUUAAUGCAGACCAGAAAAAUUAUAUUGUAUAUAGAACAUAUUUUUUCUGUCACAUAUAAGCCAAGAAAAUUAUGCAAAAUUGUUCAUUUUAAUGGUAGGAUGUCUGCAUUGGAGUGUAUAUUGAAACUAUCAAAUAACCACAUAGUAAUAAUUAAUAGCAUAUACAUCAUACAAUGCAAUCAGAUAUCCAUCAUUGUAGUGAUAACACCAAUAAUCAUUAAAUAUUGAUAACGAAGUAAAUUUCAAACAAUUUCCAAUGUUAUUUUAAAAUUAUAUAAAUAUGUAUAAAACUUAUUAUAUCAAAUUGAUAUUUAAAUUUCAUAUUUAUUCAAUACUUUUCCAUAAUAAUUGUAAAAAUAAUUUUAUUUGAAAUCAUAUUAAGUUUAACUCACUACAUAAGUAUAUUUUUAACCUCUAAAAUAUAUUUAAGGGUGGUUGAAAGGGUUUAUUUAUCAAAAUUAUUCAAAAAUUUACUGUUAAAGGUCUAAACGAGAAGUAAAAGGUAGAUUAUUUAAUUUGAAAAAAAUAUUAGAUGUAUUUUUUUUAUUUUAUUUUUUUUUUUUUUUUGAUAAUUUUUGAUCUAAUGAUCUCUCCUUAAAAACUAUUACUUACACACAUAAAAAUUAAAAACAAAAAAAAAAUCAACUUUUUUCUGGGAAAACAAUACUUGUUACCUUAAUAAGUCUGAAAAAAAUUGAAUAACAAUAUUAAGCUCUAAGGAACACAAUAUUACAAGAAGUAGAACAGCUAAUAAAAAAAAAUAAUUCUUAAAUACCCUAAUAUAUAAUAUGUAAAUGUAGUUUUAGAAAGUGUUUCAAUAUAAUUUUUUGUUUUCAUCACAAUAUUUUAUUUUAUUCUAUUCAGUCAGUGAAUAACUAUUAUUAAUUGGGUUGUCAUUAUACCUUGUGUAAUUAUAAAAGAUUUUUAAUAUUUUAGUCUUCUUAUUAAUUUAAAUAAUUCUCUCUAAGCUCUAAUGACAAAAUAAACACUGGAUAUUUAUUAAAUUUAUUUGGUGUUAUUAUUAAAUAAUAGAAUAUAUAAAAUAUAAUAAUCUAUUAAUAUGUCUACUAAUAUGUAGACACAUAGUUUUCCUGUAGCAGUUUGAUUUAUUUUUGUUUUUUUCAGCUUGUUCUGUAAUGUACUUAAUAAAACUAUACAUUUAAAAAUUAUUGUUAAAUUACAAUUGUAUUAAUUUUAAUAAUAUAUUACUUUAUUCUAAAAGUAUCUAUUAAAAAUCCUUACUUUCUGAAAUAGUUUUUCAAAUAAUUGAUUUUAAAAAAAAUUGUAUGUUUUAUAUAUUAAUGACAUUUGAUGUAUUAUAUUAGUAUUUAUUAUAUAAGAGAAUAAAUUGUCUUUAUAAUUUUAAUUUACAGAUGCCCCAAACACAUCUUUAAAGCUAUCUGGCAUAAAUAAUUCUAAACAAUUUGCUAAUGGGAAUCACUCUAUUAAUAACAAAUUUACAACUGUUUUGAACAAAAUGUAAUUAUUAAAACAUCAAAUUAAUUUUAAAUCAGAUAAUCAUAACAAUAAUGAAACAAAUUUUAUUCAUAAUAGUGAUGAUGAAACAAGUAGUAUAACAAACAAGCCUACUAGAAGAAUAAAUGACUUUGUAAAUAAAUGCAAGGUUCAAACUAUGUUGAGUACACUUAAAGAUUCCAAUUGCAAUAAAAAUUCUAUGGCUCAAAUUAAAAGUAAAAUUGAUUACAUAAAAAGACAAGCAAAAAUUAGACAAGAUAUAAAUGAUAAACUAAAAAACUCUAGCGGAAUUGAAUCCCAUGAUAGUUCAGCUAAUGUAAGUAAGAAAAUAUAAAACUCUAAUUUUACAUUUUUAUUUAUAUGUGUAUGAGAUUGUUAAAUAUGUACCAAGGAUUUUUGGAGCCUCUGACAUCAUACAAAUGUCUGCUCUUAUAGUGUAAUUUUCAUUAAAAUCGUGAAUUUCUAUUAUAUAUAAAUUCUGGAUUUUGCACUAUUUUUAUGAUGCACUCAUAGUUUGAUUUAGUCUUGCCAAUCCCUUAAUACUGCUCUGGACAUUGUGUUGGUAACUUCCUGUCUAUUUUUUCAAACUAUAAAAUUAUACCCCUUCAGAAAAAAUGCCACAGAUAUUUUCUAUUAAUUUACUUAAAUGAUACCAGUAAGGUUCUAAAAAUGUAGAACACUCAUUAAUUAUGGAUUUACCAAUAUUGAAAGAUAUUUUAAUGUUUAAACAUUUUGUUUAUCCUAUGUGAUAUAAUAUAACUUAAUGUAGUACCUACUUAAUUAUUAAUUUAUACAUAUAUUAUUACAAUUACACAUAUUAUCAUUACAACCAAAUCUAAAUGAGUAAUUUUAAAUAACCUGAAUCUACUGUUUUAAUAAAUAAUUUAUACAUUUUAAGGCAGACAUGUGUAAGUCAAAAUCAGUAUCAUUUGCUCAUUCUACUCCAAAAAAAAAUUAUUCUGAUGAUAUUAAAAAUGGUGAGUAAUUAUUUUAUUUAUUUAUUUACUUUUUAAAUUGCAAAUUUUAAUGUAUAUAUAAUACAUAAGUAUUAAUAUAACUAAUAAGUUUUGAAAAUUAGUUUAAAAGUUAAUUCAUAUUACUGACAAAAAUUAGCUGGCAAUGUAGUAUUAUUUUAAUUUAGUAUCAUAAAUUUUACCUUUGACUAUUGUAAUGAGUCAAAAAAAUAGCAUUAAGGACUAGGAUCCAAAUAUUAUGUUCACUACUUUAUAAUAAGAUGGAAUUAGUCCACUCCUUACAACAAUACAGGGGGGGGUGAGUUUAAUUAAAGUAAUAAUUAUAUAUACUUCUUUCUUGGCUGAUGUGUAGAUAUAUGUUCUGAGUAAGAUCUUGAUAUGGUGAAAUAAAACAUGUAACAUAUAAUCUUGAUGUUAUAACCAGGUUGUUUAUUGAGUUUAAAUUGAAAUAAUUAGUAUAAAAAAAUAUGAGGUAGAGUUGAAUUAAAUACAACAGAUGCACUUAUAGGUAUAGAUGAACAUGGUUAAUUGGAGCUUAAGUUUAUGUUAAGACUAAACUGUUUAAGAUAAUAAGUGGGGUUUUUUUUUUAUAGUAUUUUGAAUUGAAAUUGUCUUUUAUUGAUUUAAAUAUGACACAUAUGGUACAAUGGUACAUAGUUAUUGUGACAGAAGUAUAAUUUGAAUAUAACAUAAUAAGGUUUAAUUAAUAUAUAAUGUUUUUCGUAUGAUUUAAUAUUAAUGACUGUGUUAUUGACUAAUUGAUGAUAGUGCACAUAAUUAAACUAUUAUUUUGUAGUAAACUUUUAAAUAUAUAUAUAAUUACAAUAAUUAAUUUUACCUACAAAGUUGUUUAUUACAUUUACAUGGAUAGUUUAAAAUGUUCUCCAUAACAAUUGUUUUUGUUAUAAAAAAAAUUGUUCUUUUAGUUAUUAAUGAACACUAGGGAGGUACCUAUAGCCAUUGGAAAAACAACAAAUUUUGUUGUGCCAAGGCUAUUGUGAAUGUCUAGUUUCCCCAAAAAUAAUAUUAUAUUAUUAAUUUGCUCUUUUAUUUAAGAAAUGUUUAAUACCUGAUAACUAAAUUGAUUAGUUAGUGCUUAUAAUAACAUUGAUAAUCAUUUUGUUUAACAAUGAAUUUAUUAUUAUUAUUUUUUUGUUAAAAUAUUAUGUUUAGUAAUUAAAUCUUCAAACAUGAUUCAAUUUCCAAGUAUUCCAGAAGACAUUCUGUGGAAAAUUGCAAUGGUAUUCAGAGCUUACUAUGACUCAAUGAAUUAUAUUUUGUUUUCAUUUGUUUAUAUGGUUAGUAAAUUAAAUCAAAUAAAAAUUAAUUACUUUUUACUAGUAUAUGAAAUAUUUUGUUUAAAAUUAUUGUAAAAUAAACUUUUUAGAAAAUGCAUCACUCCAAAUUUGAACCAAAAAAUUAUGGUUUUAACUCAUCUAUUGAAUUUUUCAAACAUUUGGAUCAACAUUAUAAAGUACGAAAUAAUGUGGUGUAUAAAAAUACUAAUAUUCCAAACUAUAAUGAAUUGAUAAAAACCGAAAACUGGUCAAAUACACAGCCAUAUAUCAAUUCUCAAGUAUAUAAUUUAAUUAAAAUAAACUUUAACUAUACAUUAUUAUCUCUGUAAUAUUAUGUUUAUGUUAUAUUUGUCUUUUAUGUGUGUAAAGAUAGAUUUGUGAACCAAAUUAGUUUAAUUUGUUUAUUGUUAAAAUAAAUGUAUUGGCUGCUUUAUUUAGAAAUGCUGAACUUAGCUUGUUUUUGUUGAAUAAUUUAAUUAAGAGUAAAUGAAAAAUUAAUAUUAUACAAAAUUAUACUUAUAAUAUGUUUUGUAAUAACUGUAUUAUGGCAUUAAUUUUUGGUGUAAACAAUUAAAAUAUUUAUAUAUAUUAUAUAAGUUUUAAGUUGUCUGAGUAAUCCUAACUUGAUCUGUUAUUUUUUAGAACAAAAUUAUUUCUAUUGUAUUAACAAAUAAUAAUGAACAUAUUUCAUUACACUUACACCAGACAUUAGUUCAUGAUGAUUCUGAAAUAGCCAUGGUAUUAUCUGAAGUAUAUUUCCCAAGUUUAUUCUUUAUGCAAUUAUGUAGUAAAAGAGAGGAUUUUAAUAUUUUAAUAAAACAAAUGGAGUAAGUACAUAUUAAUAAAAUAAUUUUUUUUUUCAAUCCAUUAUAUGAAUAUUUUACAUUACAUUUACAUGGUAAUACUGUAAUGAUCAUUGUUUGUGUUUUCUUAGAAGUUUUUAUGAUGAAGCAAAUAUAAAAUACUGUGUUGAACCAGAACACGUUUUAGUUGGUUCCUGUUAUGCAACUUCUUAUACUGAAUCUGUAAACAAAUGGCGAAGAGUUAAAAUUCUUUGUGAAGUAAAUUCAACACAUGUCCAGGUAAUUUUAUUUAUUGAAAUGUUUUGAAUUACAUGUUGUCAUAUUUUAUAAACCACAUUUGUUAGGUAAUUCAAGUUGACUAUGGUACUAUGAAUUGCAUACUAAAGAAAAAUCUAAGAUUCCUGAAAAAAGAAUUUUGUGAUUUACAAUGCCAGGCAAUUCAGUGUUGUCUGGCUGGAUUCAAUGAGAUUGACAAAUUUGAAGAAAAUGUUACAAUUGCUUUUUCGGAAAUGAUUCAUAAUAAUACAAUUAUGGUUAAAAUUGACAAGAACAUAAUUUUGGUAAGUAAUAUUAGCCAAUAAUUUCAAACAAAUAUAUUGAUAAAACAUAAUCACAAUUUAGUAAAAUAAUAAAUAUAUACAUUUAAAACUUUUGGUCUAGAAUAAUCAGAAUCAAGUAUUGCAUGUAACCUUAUUUAAAAAAUCGAAAAAUAUAAACUCUGAAUUGUAAGUAUUUAUGUUUGAUUUAAAUUUAGUCUAUAUAAUUUACACCUUGUCCAAAUGCUUGCCCAAAUGCUUUAAAAAUUACUUAUUUUGUUUGCCUAUUCGUUUUUUCAUUCUUUAAUGUACUAUUAUCUGUUUUAUAAAUGUUCAGGACCUCAAUUUUCUUUUGUGGAAAUUUUUUUUGUUAGUAGAGAAACACCAAAAUGUAUAAAAAUAAACUAAAUAUUUUUAAAAUUAAACUAAGUUUUUGAUGAAGUAUGAAAAUAUAAUAAUUAAUUAUUUUAGAUUAGCAAGGGAGCUAUUGGUUUUACCAAGAUGUUUAUUUUUUUCUUACUUUUUUUUCUAGUCUGUGCACCUGUUUUUCCUAGUAAACUUUUUCCGAUUUUUAUGUGUAACAAGUUUUCUGAAGCUCGUUAUCUAAAUUGUACUUAAAACAGGUUAUUUUUUGAUUUUCCAUUUUUUAAAUAAAAGCAUUUGAGUGGGAAUAAACAUAGAAAAAUAUACAAUUUAAUUAUUUUAUAAAAACACAGACAACUUUAUCUACUAGAAAAAAUAUAAUGAAAAAUCACAAGACAUCUUUUUUUUGCAUUUUUUAUUUACUUUCUUACAGUAUUUUUGUGAAAACAUUUUAACAACUUUUAAGCUUUUAAGGAAUUUUAAUUUUUAAAGGAAUCGUUUUAUCAAGAAAUGGUUUAUCCUUGCUUACAGGUGUAAAUGAAGUAACCUUAUGUAUUUUACCUUCUCAACUUCUCACCUACAACAUCCCUGUAUUUUUUUUUUUAGUUACGUUAUAAUAAUUGAUGACAUGAACCCUAAAUUCAAAGGUCUCCAACUGAAAGACAUUAUCCUGCAUUAGAAUUUGGUUUUAUACCAACAUUUGCAUUUUCCUUACAAUAUAAUAUUUAAUACAUAAACUAAAAUAUAUAAAAACAUUUAAUAUAUUUGGUUUUGUAUUCAAUGACAUAUAUCAUGGAUUUUGAAAAUAGAUACUUGAUUAAUUUUUUAAAAUACCUAAUAGGAUAGGAUUAGGCAUAUUUUACAUUUUGCUAGACACAUUCUGACAAAUUUUCAACCCUGGCAAUAUUGUAUUUUUGCAAGUUAUUUGUUUUAGAUCAGUAUUUCAAUGGAGAAUAGUACAUUAUAUGACUGAUUUAAUAGUUUACCUUCAUUUAAAAAAAAAAAAAAAAAUCAAUUUGUCUAUAACUCAUUUUUUUUUAUUUUUGCCAUUAGCUACAAUAUUUUGAGAUAUUUUCUAUUAUAUAUAACUACAUAACCGAAGUUAUUUAAAUUUCUAUAACACUGACUUUAGUUAGUAUUGAGAUAAAUAGUAUUGAAUAUCAAAUAAUUUUAUUGCUUAUCCCAGCGAAUUUUGUAUUUAUAAAGUAGUUGGACCAUUAAAAUUCCUAAAAAAAUAAGUAAUGGUUAAACAGAGAGGGCAACACCCUCAUAAAAUUUAAGAUAAAGACAUUGUAUUGUGCAUGAUCAUAUCUAAUUAAAAAUAAAAAUUCCAAGUACAUGAAAAUGUGUAUUACUAUGAAUAACUAAAAAAAAAUUAAAUUUACAUAUCUCUGUGCUAGGAUUUUAAGUUUUUUCAUUUAUAUCUUCUGCAAUCUAUUCCAGAACAUGCUAUGCACUAUACUUUCUGAGUUUAAAUAUGUGUCUAACUGGAAACUUGAAUUAAAUAUUAAUGCUAAUAUUUACCUGUAUUGGCGCACAAAAAGUUAUUAUGUCCAUGUAAUGUAAUGACAUGUGCUCUUGUUUAGAAUAGGUAGAUGGAUACUUUUGUAAGUUACUGUGCUUUCGCUGUUUUCCUGUAAUAUGUGUAUGUGUUAAACUAAAAUAAUUUUAUAUUACUUAUAAUAUAAUGUACUUUUUUUUUUUUUAUCUAGGGUUAUAUGGUAUAUGUAAAUAAAAGAUUUCCACUGAACAAAAGAAAUUCUGUUGAUGGCAAACUUAUGAUUGUCUAAACAAUAUAUAAUUAUAAAUUUGCAAACCUAAUGAACAUUAAUAUUUACUACUUAAACCAUUUGAAUAAUACCCAGAUAAUUAUCAAAGAAAUGAAAUCAUUUUGAGUAUUCAAAGGUCAUUUUAAAAUCAACAAUUUAUUAUAAAACCUUUUCUUUUUUUUCUGAAUAUGUAUAAAUGAUCC
Molecule: messenger RNA, 9867 nt
Organism: Cinara cedri
Lineage: Eukaryota; Metazoa; Arthropoda; Insecta; Hemiptera; Aphididae
Source: the annotation of a GenBank genome assembly